GCUCAGCGCAAGAUGACCCGCAGCCCCAAAUGCGCCCGCUGUCGAAACCACGGCGUCGUGUCGUGCUUGAAAGGCCACAAGCGCUUCUGCCGCUGGAGGGACUGCCGAUGCGCCUGCUGCCUGCUGGUGGUGGAGCGCCAGCGCGUCAUGGCAGCGCAGGUUGCGCUGAGAAGGCAGCAGGCUGCCGAGGUGAGAAGAGGGCAUGGACAGGGUAAAAAGGGGGUCAAGUGUUCAGCUCCAUUGAGGAGAACAGCAUAUCAGUGUUUUACCAAAGCAGCUGACUCAAGCAUUGUGGCUAAGAGCCACCCGCAGGGGCUAAAACAUCUGAUGACCUCAGAGGACGGUGUGUCCAGUUGGUCUAAGCAGCGCCACCAAAGCCACUUCCCGUGCCCCUCCAUCAGCGCCCGCAUGAGGAAGAGGCGAGCCUUUGCAGACAAAGAGCUGGAAAACGUGAUGCUGGAGCGCGAGUUAAGACAGAAAGAGCUGCAGAGCGAAGUUUCCUUCUCUCCCUCCGCUCUCAUGCCUGUACUUCAUCCUCUACCUCUCCCCGUCUCCCCAUGCCUCCGCUGCUGCUCAACCAACAAGGACUCUUCCUCUGCAGGGACUUCCAGCUGCGUGCCUGUAUAUAAAUAUAAGCAGCUCUGUGACUGUGGCCUCCAGUUUUAUGAUUUCUUCCACCUAAAGAGUAGGCGCUCCACAGGAGACCACUAUGAUGACUUUUUAUCAACCCAGAGCUCAGCGCAGCACAGGGAGGAUAAAGAGACGCAGAAUGGUUGGAGAGACUGUGGGAAGAGAGGCGAGCCAGAGCCAACACCCCCAGCAUCACAGCAACGACUCAAAACCGAUAACGGCGUACCGUGCAUCUGCUUUGUCAAACCGAUGUUAAAACAAACAGAAACAAUCAACUUAGAUCAUUUUUCAACAUCCAGACUCUCAACGUUUGGAUCAGAUCUGCCUGUUCUAAAUGAAUUGGGUGUCCCGGCUCACAGCAGGACUUUUGAUUCCAGACAUUUAGCAGGAAGAGGCUGGAACAUGGGGCCUCCUUCCACCGAAGCAAACCCUUGUUUGGACUUUGUGGAGGGUUCUCAUCGUGGCUCAGUGAGGACUCCGACCGCAAAGCCUCUGCCUUUUUCUGUGGAGGCUCUGCUGAGAGCCUGACAGGCAAAUAAAUGGAAAGUCAGUCUAAGUGCACUUUGCAAUAUGAGAACUUGAAUUUAAAGCUAUAAAUAUAAUAACUCCAAUCCAAGCAACACAUAUGCAUUAUUUAAAUGUAAGGCAUAUUUUUGCAAUUCUGUAUAUACUGCUGCAUAGUACUUAUUAAAGAUAAAUAUUUUUGGUUACCAUAAUUUCAUGUAAAAGUCUGCUUUGGCUAUAUUUCUGAACACCAAUAUCUUCAUCCUCCUAUGCAGUGCAAUAAAAAUAUAUCAAAUCCA
Messenger RNA from Poecilia latipinna (sailfin molly), 1433 nucleotides. RefSeq names its product doublesex and mab-3 related transcription factor 2b (gene dmrt2b). Gene Ontology annotation, molecular function: RNA polymerase II cis-regulatory region sequence-specific DNA binding; DNA-binding transcription factor activity, RNA polymerase II-specific. The coding region runs from base 13 to 1158 and encodes 381 amino acids. Gene Ontology annotation, cellular component: nucleus. Lineage: Eukaryota; Metazoa; Chordata; Actinopteri; Cyprinodontiformes; Poeciliidae. Gene Ontology annotation, biological process: sex differentiation; regulation of transcription by RNA polymerase II. The transcript has 3 exons. The record is from RefSeq and is a predicted model, not a curated record.